Bombina bombina (fire-bellied toad) is the source of this 3492-nucleotide messenger RNA. Its product is annotated as vesicle-associated membrane protein 8. The transcript is spliced from 3 exons. Lineage: Eukaryota; Metazoa; Chordata; Amphibia; Anura; Bombinatoridae. The record is from RefSeq and is a predicted model, not a curated record. The coding region runs from base 190 to 513 and encodes 107 amino acids. Gene Ontology annotation, biological process: vesicle-mediated transport; SNARE complex assembly; vesicle fusion. Gene Ontology annotation, molecular function: SNAP receptor activity; syntaxin binding. Gene Ontology annotation, cellular component: plasma membrane; SNARE complex.
CCGCCUUGUAUACCUGGUAGAAGGUGAGCAAAUGACUGCCCUUCCCCUAGAAACAGAGGGAGGAGAGAGUGACACAAGGAGGAAGAGAGACGUUAGCAGGAAGGGCUGGUUUCAUAACUCUGAGAGAACAGGAAGAGACCGCUUCACCAGCAGCAGAGAGUGAGAGGAGGGGUUCUUAGCAAGACAGACAUGGAUAGGAGACCGGAGGUCGAAGGGGCCUCUGCGGCAGCUGGCAAUGACCGUGUACGGGAUCUGCAGAGUGAAGUGGAAGGUGUCAAAAACAUAAUGUCACAAAAUGUGGAGCGGAUCCUGGCAAGAGGGGAAAACCUGGACCACUUGAGAAAUAAAACUGAGGACCUGGAAGCCAGUUCGGAACACUUCAAGACUACGUCUCAGAAAGUCGCCCGAAAAUACUGGUGGAAAAAUGCCAAGAUGAUUGCUAUUAUCUGUGUAGUGGUUGGGAUCAUUCUCCUUCUCAUUAUCCUCCUUGCCACAGGAGUUAUCCCCACAUAAAUGGUGCUUGUGACUUCUACCUCUCCACCAUGUAUCUCCCCUGCUGAGGACUUACCCCUCGGCUCUUAACCUUGUCUGGCAGUCUUAUGGAGAAGCCAUGGGAAUUUUAUGGCAUUACAUUUUCUGAUAUCUCUGUACAAAUACAACUCACACUUGAUCCUAAAGCCUAUUUAUAUUGUGUAUGAAGAGUCGCUUCAUCCAUUAAAAUCUCACCAAUGAAGCAUUAUUGCUUGUACUAAUAUAGGUUAUGGUUUCUACUGUAUUUAGCAUUUGGUGGAAUUCUAUUUUGGUGAAAGGAAAUGACUCUGCAUACACUAUGUAGAAUUUUACUUAAACUGUCAACAUCCUGUACUCCGUGUACUACCAUAAAGAAUGAUUAGCUAACAUCUGGAACCUAGCAGAUGUUUCCUAACGGUAGCAAUAAUCUGCCCUCUGUCCUAUAAUGUGAAAUAUUUUACUCCAGUGAGAUACAUUUUUCUGCUAAUAAGUGUAUUGUGUUUUCAAUGUGGGGAAGCGUUUGUGGAUAGACUGCAAAAAUGACGAACAUAUGAGGAUAAUCUUACCUGGAGAUAAAUCCAACUUGGGUUUUAGUAGUAAUAAUAAUUCUCCAUACCUAUAUGCUUCUGACCUUCUCUGAAGCAAGUUCUCAUUUAUAUGAGUAAUGGGUGCAUCUGUAAUGUACCAUUUACUAAAUACCUUACAUCAAAAAUGAGAGCAGAAAUACAUAGUUAUAAAAAUACCCCUAGACGUCCUUCAUAUUUAGUUAUUGUAAUUUCUUUUAUUGUAGUUUCUGUUAAACGUAUUCGCUUAUGCUCUAUUUUUGCUUUGUGCUCUGCAAACUAACACACAAUGCUGUUUUGUGCCUAUAGGUCUAUUAACAAAACUGCAGCUACCUCUAGGUCUAGUAACAAAACUGCAGCUGCCUCCUAUAGUCUCUGAAUAAAACCGUUAUUGAUGUGAUGGGGUAUAGUGUAUUGAGCUUGUUGAAGUUUUUUUUUCCCUUAAGGUACAUUUUAAUGCAAAACACACAUGGUCUAAUUUGCAUUACCAGGCCUAGAUAACUGUGACCUGGUUAUCAUGGCUCUUGUAAACUGGUGGUAACAUAAAACACAUCCAUAGACUUAACUCCAUUAAGAAGUUCCAAGUGCCUACUUUUUUUUUUUUUUGGUGUUAUCAAUGGGAUAUCAGACUAGGGGGCAUGCCUAGCAACUUAGGCAGCCCCUCAUGAUCCGAUCCCGGGCUAUGAAAUUGCAUGAUCUCAUUGACGAUUGCGUGAUUUAGUUUUUCUAGCAAGUGUUUACAUCGCUUCAAGCAAGAAGCACUCUCACCUUACCAGUCUUUAAACACCAGGGUGCAGCCAGUAAUAAUAAGCUUUCAAGAAAAAAUUGCACUCACUGGUUUUGAAAACAAACAGUGAUUUAUUCACGUGACGUUUCGGGGGAUUCACCCCUUCCUCAGACGUCUGAGGAAGGGGUAAAUAACCCCGAAACGUCACGAGAGUAAAACACUGUUUGUUUUCAAAACCGGUGAGUGCUAUUUUUUUUUUAUAUAUAAUAUAUAUAUAUAUAUAUAUAUAUAUAUAUAUAUAUAUAUAUAUAUAAUUAUUUUUUUUAAUUAUAUACACUUGCACAUAUACGUACACUCACACACACUUAUUUAGCAUUAGAAUAUUGCUUUCGUUUAAUUUGCAGAUACAAACCAAUGCUGUCUUAUCCUGUGCCGGACAAUGUGUACCGGGGGUAUUCAUUCUUAAAUCCUUAUUAGUCAGAUUGGUAGGAGGGAGAAAAUAUUCAUAUGAGAUGCAUCUUGGGGAGAGCUCUAAGAGAUCUUUGGCAUUUUUAUGAUGCCUCUUUAACAAAAAAAAUAGUUUUACAUUAAUUUUGUGAAUAAUUUAACCUAGGGGCCUUUUUAUUUUUUCUUUGCCUCGGUAAGAACAUACAAAUAUUUUGCUGGUCUCUCCAGCACUGAAUGGGGUUAGGAGGAGGGGCUAUUGGUUCUAAUGACCAUAAAUAAUCGUAACGUUCCAGAUUUGACUUUGUGACAAGCACAUUCCAGAGAUUUUUUAUAUCCAUGUAUGACCUGGAGAUGAAGAGAAUAAAUGUAUCUAGCUGUUAAUUAAACCUCAGACCAGGGUAGUCAAGUGUUUAUCAUGGAGAGCUGGAGCCAUAUCCGAUUAUUGGGACUUUCUUGACUAAACCAUUAAAGAAACAUGACACUCAAAAAAAUAAAAAUCUCUUCUCAUCUAAAAGAGUAUUUGUAAAGUUCCCCUUUUUUUUUUUUUUUUUUUUUUUUUUUUAAAUUCAAAAAUAGAUAAUCCAAUUAUAAAACUUAAUUUUUUUUCUGUGUGGGAGUUGCAUUUCCUGUUACUUUCAGAUUUUUUUCCCCAUGCAAAAAAAAUAUUUUCAUAGUUGCACUACUGCUGUUUUUAUAUACAGUAUAGAAAAUGCUGUAAUCCAGCGUCCCUUUAAUUGACUCGUAUGUGUCAACACAGAGGUAAUAUAAAAAAAAAAACAUGGUCUGUCUCCAGCUCUGGAGGAUAAUCAUUAGACAACCCUGUUAUACACAAAUUCAUUGGUCAAACUUUUGCACAGAAUUAAACUAUAUCUAUCUAGUGUCCUCUGUAAGCCUGUAAUGCUCCUGGCAAACAGUAGAGGGCGCUCAUGGCAAACCGCAGAGGGCAGGUGUGUAAUACUAAAUAUACUAAAAGGUGGAAGUAAAUUCUUACUAUUGAUGUACAAAUACACAAACAAGCAGAGACUCAGAAUAACAUGAAGAACAAUAUGUUGUAAGCUUUGUAGUCAGUGAGUAGUUUAAACAUGUCACUGUAUAACACAGUAAGUCUGUAGAUUAAUAUGUAUAUAAUAAGCAUAUAUAUAUAUAUAUAUACUGAACAUGAGUGUGAAGCUCAUUCUAUUUCACUGUCCUGAUGAUUAUAACAGAUUUAUUUAUAAGAUUAAUAUUAAAGACUUUAUUUGGCUA